Messenger RNA from Betta splendens (Siamese fighting fish), 2793 nucleotides. Its product is annotated as inhibitor of nuclear factor kappa-B kinase subunit alpha-like. Gene Ontology annotation, biological process: tumor necrosis factor-mediated signaling pathway; positive regulation of transcription by RNA polymerase II; peptidyl-serine phosphorylation. The record is from RefSeq and is a predicted model, not a curated record. Lineage: Eukaryota; Metazoa; Chordata; Actinopteri; Anabantiformes; Osphronemidae. Bases 269 to 2458 code for a protein of 729 amino acids. Gene Ontology annotation, molecular function: ATP binding; IkappaB kinase activity. The transcript has 22 exons. Gene Ontology annotation, cellular component: cytoplasm; IkappaB kinase complex.
CGUCAGUUUGUACUUUCACUUUACUGAGACACAGGUUUGUUUCUCUUUCGCUGUAAAUUUCCCCUCAAGAUUCAACGUAAUCAGCAACUUUUGUGCAGUUUUUGACCUGUAUAUGUUAAAAGGUCUAUUCCGUCUAUUCAGUUACUUAGUUUGAACUUUAUAAGAAGACAAACCGUACGAUUAGCUAACUAUGAUGUUGUCUGAAGUAACGCUAAGCUAACUAUCAUCUGGAGACUUCUGCUCAGACUACACUUGGUGCACACACACUAUGGAGCGGACUGGACUCAGACAGAGCCAACAAUGUGGCUCCUGGGAGAUGAAGGAGAAACUUGGGACAGGUGGUUUUGGGAACGUCUACCUAUACCAGCACCUUGAGACAGGUGAGAAGAUUGCUAUGAAACUCUGCCGCCUGGAACUGAACUCCAAGAAUAAAGAUCGCUGGAGCAGGGAGAUUCAAAUAAUGAAGAAGUUGAAUCAUCUGAAUGUUGUUCAAGCCAGAGAUGUUCCAGAGGAGUUGAGCUCCAUUGCUUUAAAUGAUUUGCCUUUGCUGGCAAUGGAGUUCUGCUCAAGAGGAGACUUACGCAAGGUGUUAAAUAAGCCAGAAAACUGUUGUGGGCUGAAGGAGAGUGAAAUCCUAUCACUUCUCAGAGACAUUGGCUCUGGUAUCCAGUAUCUCCAUGAAAAUAAGAUCAUUCAUAGGGAUCUGAAGCCAGAGAAUAUAGUUCUGCAAGAUACUGGUGAAAAGCUGGUACAUAAAAUCAUAGAUCUUGGUUAUGCAAAGGACCUAGAUCAGGGAAGUCUCUGCACAUCAUUUGUUGGAACUCUGCAGUAUCUGGCUCCAGAGCUGUUUGAGAGUAAACCCUACACUGUCACGGUGGACUACUGGAGCUUUGGGACAGUGAUCUUUGAAUGCACUUGCGGCUUUCGCCCCUUUUUACAUCACAUGCAGCCUGUACAGUGGACCAGUAAGGUCAAAAACAAAGGCCCCAAAGACAUAAUGGCAGUAGAGGAUAUGAGCGGAGAAGUCAGGUUUUCUACACAUCUUCCAUACCCCCUCAAUCUCAGCAGGCCACUACUGGAACCAGUCGAGUCUCUUCUCCAGAUGCUGUUACUGUGGGACCCUGCAACCCGUGGUGGAGGCCUGGAUCCCUGCACAAACAAACCAAACUUCUACACUGUUCUACAGAAUAUUCUUAACAUGAAGGUGAUUCAUGUCCUAGACAUGACAUCAGCCCAACUGCACUCGUUGGUUUUGGAUCCUGAGGAAAGCUUACAUUCACUGCAGCUUCGUCUGGAGACGCACACUAAGACACACAUCACUCCGCUGAGUCAGGAACUGUUGCUUGAGACGGGAAACUCCCUCGACCCACGUAGACCACCUGCACAUUGUCUUCCAGAUGGAUUGCGAGGCUGGGACACCUUCAUUAUCUUCCUGUUUGAUAAGAGCUUGACUAAGUACGCUGGACCACUGACUGCCAGACCUCUGCCAAGCAGUGUCAACUUUAUAGUCAGGGAAACUAAGACACAGCUCCCACUGUCUGCGCUGAGAAAGGUGUGGGGGGAAGCGGUCAGCUAUGUUUGUGGAUUGAAAGAGGACUACAUUCACUUGUACCAGGGCCAGAGGGCUGCCAUGCUAAGUCUGCUGCGUUACAAUACCACCCUAACACGGUACAAGAACACGUUGUUCUCCAAGUCUCAGCAGCUCCGAGCCAAACUGGCUUUCUUUAAGACCAGUAUCCAGCAUGACCUUGAGCAGUACAUCAAGCAAAAACAAUCUGGCAUUUCUUCAGAAAAAAUGCUGAAAACAUGGCAGGAUAAUAAGGAGAAGGCUGAUGAGUUUACAAAGGUUGCAGAUGUGGGGUAUCUGGAUGAAGAGAUAGUGGCUCUACACUCUGAGAUUGUGGAGUUGCAGAGGAGUAAACAUGCAAGGAAACAAGAAGAUGUAUUGGAACAGCUUGAGGACAGAGCCAUAGAACUCUACAAACAACUGAAAGCCAAAUGCAAAAGUGCUGACCCCCCACAUGGUUACAGUGACAGCUCAGACAUGGUAAAGACCAUCCUCCAAACAGUUCAGAACCAGGACAGAGUGCUGAAAGAUUUGUACAAUCACCUGAGUAUAAUGCUGGUGUGUAAGCAGCGUAUAGUUGAUUUAUUCCCUAAAUUGGAGAACGCGUUAAAGGACAUAAAGGCAGCAGAGGCAGAAGUUAUGCAGAUGCAAAUGAAGCGCCAGAAGGAGUUCUGGUACCUCCUGAAGAUUGCCUGUGCCCAGAGCAGUCCUCUACCACAGACCAUUGUGCAACCGCCCACUGACAGUGAAUCUGUUCCUCAAUUACUGGAUGAGAAUCAGCGUUACCUGAGUUGUCUAACUGCCCUACUUCAAGAUGCCACACAGGAAAUGGAGCACAGUGUCAUGGAUCAGGACUGGAGCUGGACUCAGUACAGAGAAAUGGAAGCUUAAUUUCAGAAGCUGUAGAAAUUGACCAAAGAUUCUGUGUAAUGAAUUGAGGAUAUAUUGUAUACUGUAAACAGUAAAGUUGUGUGUUAUCAGUUACACUAUCAGAAAGCCUUGCAAUCCCAUAAAGUGUCAUAUGAAUACAUGUACUGUAGUGCUGUAGACAGUAAGUCAAACAGCAUGAUGUAGUUAUUUAUACUUUACUGUAAGACCAUGACUUAUUUAUUUAUAGCUAAUUAGGAUUAGGUUAAUUAUGGUUAGGAUAAAACACUGCUGCUGUGAUAAACUGCAUGACAAAAUGUUUGAGAUGUUGAGAUGUAAAUAAAUUUUAUAAAUGGGAA